AUGAGCUUCAGAACAUGGAAAUACUGCAAGUGCAAUCGGGCUGUGGGAAGCGCCAAAAACUUCAUUGCACAAACCCUUGGUCCAUCUAUGACGACCGUAGUAGGCAUCAUCACUGCUGUGGUCAUAUCGAACUAUGACCCAGAUCAUGGAAAAGAAAAAGUGGAGGUGUCACAGGGACUGCUUGAGUUGGUGGUUGGAAUAAAAGAUGUAUUCUUGAAUAUCCAGGUCCUUCGAUGCAUCGAGCAGCCCUCUCCGACAGUUUUCACCAUAUCGUGGGUUAUAUUUGCCUUCACAUCCUCAAUACUACACCACGCGUACCAAAACGUCCAAUACCGAGACCACAUCCUGCUGGCAGUAUGUGGAGGAGGGAUGGCUUGGCUCCUGACGCUCUAUAACAAGAACACCUUAGAGAUCUUGGGCUUGUAUCUGCCCUAUCUUAUCCAAGCGGCUUUUUUAAUCGCGAUGAUCGUCGACAUGUGGCAGGCACUGCUGAGGGAUAAAGGAGAAAUUCACGAAGCUGUGGAGGAUAUGGAGAAGAACGGAGUGGAAUGCGAGCGAGGUGAGGUGAGGUGA
Molecule: messenger RNA, 573 nt
Organism: Paracoccidioides lutzii Pb01
Exons: 2
Coding region: 1-573 (190 amino acids)
Source: RefSeq, a predicted model, not a curated record